Venustampulla echinocandica is the source of this 2805-nucleotide messenger RNA. Its product is annotated as WD40 repeat-like protein. Gene Ontology annotation, molecular function: protein binding. Lineage: Eukaryota; Fungi; Ascomycota; Leotiomycetes; Helotiales; Pleuroascaceae. The transcript has 5 exons. The record is from RefSeq and is a predicted model, not a curated record. Bases 1 to 2805 code for a protein of 934 amino acids.
AUGUCUGCUGUUCUGCCGAAGAUCAAGGUGAUCGAGACGCAAAAUCUGGAUCGGAGCGGUGCCGGGGCAUCACUUUCCCUUGACUCGCCGUCGAAUACCACGGAUGGCGGACAAUCAGCUAGACCGAAGUCCGCAACCUCGUCCGAAGGAAACGCUCAGAUUAAUAGCAAAAGGCUGCCACCGAAAUCGAUAAGAUCCGGCUCUAGCAAAGAUAUCAAUAGUGGGAAACCAACUUCGCCGCCAGGGCGACCGGAGACCGCCAUUGAUCCUCUCUCUCACCACAUUCUCAAGCGAACGAAUACCGAAAAUACCAUCCCUUCGAGACUACGAAAUAUAGCCACAGUUGAGAGUGGGAAUGCCGAAGCUACGAGUCCUGUCAGUCCAGAUAUAGCGGCCCCUGGGAGGCAAUCGACGCCUGAAAUCACUCGGAGUGAUAGCAAUCCUUCCAAAGAAAAGAAGAAAGGCGUCUCGUUCCUCAGUCGUUUCAGUAUCAUCGGUGGGAAGAAAAAAGACCAGUUCCCUGAUCUCGACGAUGAAUCGGAAUUGGGUGACCCGCGGACUGAAGGCAUGAAUGCACAUGUCUUCUCGUCAUCCGUAGGAGCAAAUGGAUAUAUACCGCAACAUAAAGAGCCGCCUAGGUACAUUAAAGUCCGAGCACAUAACAAGAAGAUAAGGGAGUUUAACCGCAUGUUUCUAUCUCAAGAGUUAAGCGGAACAAAGUCUCCACCGGGUGAAGACAAGGUUCCUGGGAUAGCUACGACAGAGGCGCAACCGCAGAAUUCUAAGCUAUCGAAACUACCUAAAUCAGGUGGAGCAAUAUGGGCAAUGGAAUUCAGCAAAGAUGGCAAAUAUCUUGCGGCUGCCGGCCGAGACCAAGUCGUAAGAAUUUGGGCAGUAAUUUCUACCGCAGAAGAGAGGCAGGCUCACGAGCAUGAGGAAGAUGUAUCUUCGAGCACCACAGAGGGCGAGCGUUUGAAUGCGCCCGUUUUUAGGUCAAAGCCGGUUCGGGAAUUCGAGGGGCACACAGGAGAAAUAUUGGACUUAAGUUGGAGUAAGAACAACUUCCUGCUCUCGUCGUCAAUGGAUAAAACUGUGCGACUGUGGCAUACCAGCAGGCAAGAAUGUCUUUGUACUUUCAAGCACAAAGAUUUUGUCACCACGAUCGCAUUUCACCCUACUGAUGACCGUUUCUUCUUGGCCGGAUCUCUGGAUUCUAUUUUGAGGCUAUGGAGCAUCCCCGACAAGUCCGUCGCUUUCUGGAACCAGCUCCCGGAUCUCAUAACAGCUGUAGCUUUCUCCCCCGAUGGCAAAAUUGCAAUGGCUGGUGUCCUCAGCGGCCUUUGUCUGUUCUACGAGACCGAGGGCUUGAAGUACCAUACCCAAAUCCAUGUACGGUCUUCGCGGGGCAAGAACGCCAAGGGAAGCAAGAUUACUGGAAUUCGAACCAUGACCUUUCCCCCAGGCGAGUCAGAAGCGGAUAUCAAGAUACUGAUCACCAGCAACGACUCUCGAGUCCGCAUGUACAACCUCCGCGAUAAGAGCCUGGAGAUGAAAUUCAGGGGUCACGAAAAUACUUGCAGCCAAAUAAAUGCCACCUUUAGCGAUGAUACGCGGUAUGUAAUAUGUGGGAGCGAGGACCGAAAAGCUUAUAUAUGGACCACUGGGCCGGCCGAUUCUGAAAAUAAGGACAAGCGCCCCCUCGAGAUGUUCGAAGCCCACUCAGAUAUGGUUACUGCUGCGGUCAUUGCUCCGACCAAGGCCAGACAAUUGCUCAGUGCUUCGGGCGAUCCUAUAUACGAUCUCUGCAAUCCACCUCCAGUGACGCUGCUUAGUCGAGAAGAGUCAACUGUCUCUGCUACGCCUCGUACCGAGUCGGAAAGGGGUCAUUCGGAUCCCCUCAACGAGCCACCGAUCAAAAAACCCGAGGAAUCCCCAGCAUAUUUGGCGCGAUGUAUACAUCCGGGUGGGAAUAUCAUUAUUACAGCGGAUUACUUGGGAAAUAUCAAGGUAUUCCGCCAGGACUGUGCUCACCAAAAGCGUCUUCAAAACAACUGGGAGACCGGAUCCGCGUUUUCAAAGAAAAUGCUCGGUCGUAGCGGCUCUAUAAUGACGAAGAAUUCUGGUGGCUCUCAUUCCCGCCGCAAUUCGGCCUCCCAAAGUUCCACGGGAGGCCCUCAUAUGCCAUCUGAUCACAUAUUAUCAUGGCGCAACCAUGUGUUGGAUAAUAACAGCAUUAAAAACGGUGCCAGGUCGUCCCGAAGCGAUCGCAGCGUAUCCCCUGGGAAAUUCAGCAGAGUAUCUAUCCAAUCGCAGAAUAAUCUGGCAAGCGCAGCUCGCCAGCAGCCAUACGCGGGGGCACUACUGCAGACAACUCCGAGCGUCUCCACGAUAAGCCCUCCCCCAAGUCUUUACGGAUCGAAGACUCGUAAUCUCAGUCAACCCCCCACUCCAAGCUUCCAUUUCCAAAGCGCUAGCGACGAGAACGCCUUGAAAAUCGAUUCUUCGGGCAAAAAUUAUCAAUUCUGGAAUCCUUCAUCGUGGCGAAAUGAAAUAAAAGCUCAGGCUGCUGCUGCACGAGACCCUUCCAAGUUAGAUACGGAAAUAUCGGGAUCACUCCAGAGGGGAGGCAGUGUGGUGAGCAAGUUAACGAGCGAAGAAGACACAUCCGAGCUGGAAGACGAGGAGAGUGAGGGAGAAGCGCUAGUAUGUAAGAAGUGCGGUGGGAAGGAUUUCCGGGCUAGAAAAGUCGUCGGAAAGGCGGGGCAGAGGUUGGUUUGUACAAAGUGUGGGACUACGGCUGAGUAA